UCCUACCCAACAGCCAUAAAAGCCUGGAAGCAAGUAUUCGCAAUUCCUCUGUUAUAUUGCUCUGUUUUCCCCUCUACUCUGUCACACUCUGUUUCUCUUUCUCAUUCGCCAUUUUUUCUCUUUCUUUCUUGGCAUGGCUGCGCCAAACCUCUCCACCCUCUCCAAACCCUCCCCUCUCCCUUUCAACGCCAACACCACCUCAUUUUUCACCCUCCAAAACCCCACCCUCUUCCCCAAAACCUCUCUUUCUCACAAGACCCAUUCCCCUUUUCCCCUCUCAUGCAAUUCCAAUAACCCAAACAACACCUUCCCCGAAAAGCUCCGCGAAGAGUGCGGCGUCGUGGGCAUAUACGGCGAUCCAGAGGCUUCCCGUCUCUGCUACCUCGCCCUGCAUGCCCUCCAACACCGUGGCCAAGAAGGUGCCGGAAUCGUCGCCGUCCACAAUAACCUCCUCCAAUCCAUAACCGGCGUUGGCCUCGUUUCCGAAGUCUUCAACGAGUCCAAACUCGAUCAAUUACAGGGAACAUUAGCCAUAGGGCAUGUCCGGUACUCAACCGCAGGCCAAUCCAUGCUCAAGAACGUUCAACCCUUCGUGGCAGGGUACCGCUUCGGCUCUGUCGGAGUGGCCCACAACGGGAACUUGGUAAACUAUCGCUCCUUAAGGGACAAACUCGAAGACAACGGGUCCAUCUUCAACACGACUUCUGACACAGAGGUAGUGCUCCAUCUUAUUGCGACGUCCAAACACAGACCCUUUCUCUUGAGAAUCGUCGACGCCUGCGAGAAGCUUCAAGGGGCAUAUUCUUUGGUGUUCGUCACGGAGGAUAAGCUGGUGGCAGUAAGAGAUCCCUUCGGGUUCCGACCAUUGGUGAUGGGAAGAAGAAGAAACGGCGCUGUCGUUUUUGCGUCGGAGACAUGUGCCCUUGAUUUGAUCGAAGCGACAUACGAGAGGGAAGUGUACCCGGGAGAGGUUUUAGUGGUUGAUGAAAACGGCCUUCAAUCGCUUUGCUUAGUCUCUCAUCCAAACCCAAAGCAAUGCAUAUUCGAGCAUAUAUAUUUCGCGCUUCCGAAUUCCAUUGUUUUCGGAAGGUCCGUUUACGAGUCUCGAAGGAAAUUCGGGGAAAUAUUAGCGACAGAGAGUCCCGUUGAGUGUGACGUUGUUAUAGCAGUGCCAGAUUCAGGGGUUGUGGCUGCGCUUGGUUAUGCUGCAAAAGCUGGUGUUCCUUUUCAACAAGGGUUGAUUCGGUCACACUAUGUGGGGAGGACUUUUAUUGAACCGUCGCAAAAGAUAAGAGACUUUGGAGUGAAGUUGAAGCUGUCUCCGGUUCGUGGUGUGCUUGAAGGGAAGAGGGUCGUGGUUGUGGAUGAUUCGAUUGUGAGGGGAACGACGUCGUCGAAAAUAGUGAGGUUGAUAAGGGAAGCAGGUGCGAAAGAGGUUCACAUGAGGAUUGCGUGUCCACCAAUAAUUGCUUCGUGUUAUUAUGGGGUUGACACGCCCAGCUCCCAAGAGUUGAUUUCUAAUAGGAUGGGUGUGGAGGAAAUAAGAGACUUUAUUGGCUCUGAUUCGCUUGCUUUUCUACCGUUGGAUAGUUUGAAGAUGUUGUUGGGCAGUGAUUCUCCUAAUUUCUGUUUUGCUUGCUUCUCUGGGAAGUACCCCGUUGAACCCACCCAACUUAAAAUGAAGAGGUUUGGUGAUUUAUUGGACGAUGGGUUCAAUGGGGUUAGAAAUCAGACGGAGCUGAAGAUUGUUAGUCUCUGAGCGUUGUUUUUAGAUAACAUAUACGGUAUAAGGUCAAAGUCAGCACUGGGCUGAUACAUCAAUCUCCCACCAUACAUCCAAUCUAUUUCACAAAUCUGGAUUCCCAAGCCCGAUGCUUCAUAAUAAUUAUUGUUGGUUCUAAUUUACAAUUUGAGUUAUUCAACGGACAAGUAUUGAUCUUCAACUUCAUUUUUCAAGUUAUCUAAUGUUUUU
Abrus precatorius (Indian licorice) is the source of this 1972-nucleotide messenger RNA. RefSeq names its product amidophosphoribosyltransferase, chloroplastic-like. The record is from RefSeq and is a predicted model, not a curated record. NCBI's taxonomy places the organism in Eukaryota, Viridiplantae, Streptophyta, Magnoliopsida, Fabales, Fabaceae. Bases 134 to 1759 code for a protein of 541 amino acids. The transcript has a single exon. Gene Ontology annotation, cellular component: cytoplasm. Gene Ontology annotation, molecular function: amidophosphoribosyltransferase activity. Gene Ontology annotation, biological process: purine nucleobase biosynthetic process; purine nucleotide biosynthetic process.